Colossoma macropomum (tambaqui) is the source of this 4180-nucleotide messenger RNA. It is a transcript of the gene dnajc27, whose product is annotated as DnaJ (Hsp40) homolog, subfamily C, member 27. The record is from RefSeq and is a predicted model, not a curated record. Gene Ontology annotation, molecular function: GTPase activity; GTP binding. The transcript is spliced from 7 exons. The coding region runs from base 536 to 1357 and encodes 273 amino acids. NCBI's taxonomy places the organism in Eukaryota, Metazoa, Chordata, Actinopteri, Characiformes, Serrasalmidae.
CUCGAUUAGUUUGAAGUGAGCCUUCGCUGUUAUUUUACAUUUCAAGCUUUUGCAGUUGUUUUAUGAAAUGUCCUCUCUAAUCAUAUAAGUCUUUGAAACUGUGAACAGGAGAUACUUCGUUUUAAUGUUUUAUGUUUCGUGUGUGUUGAAUCUGCUGAGUCAAAUCUUAGAACUAAAAUAUGCUAGGUAGCUCGCUAGUUAUUUAUAUGUUGUAAGGCGCAGCUGGGAAGUCUUUUUGUUUUAUUGUCGCUAAGAGAAUACCAGUAAAUAAUCACGGUGUUAAGUAUUAUUUAUGUUUUAAAUCGUUGACUAAUCAGUGACAAGAAAAUGUAGUAGACGUCCAUUAGCUAGGUUUAGCGAAAUGCCUUCCAUUGCUUUAGCUAGUUGUUACAUGCUCUCGUUGCCCUUUACUAUUUACAGCUAGCUAGGAUAUGUGUACAUACAUGUAGCCUGUGGCUAUCUGUGUAUUAAUAGCUGACAGUAACCGUCCUAGCUGCUAGUCUUAAUAGAUUAAUAGUUACACUGUUUUGCGGAAAUGGAUACAAAUGUGCAGAAAAGAAGAGAGAAUAAAAAGUCGCUGCGGGUUAAGGUUAUCAGCCUUGGGAAUGCAGAGGUUGGAAAGAGUUGCAUUAUUAAACGGUACUGCGAGAAGCGAUUUGUACCCAAGUAUCUGGCCACAAUCGGUAUAGAUUAUGGGGUGACCAAGGUUCAAGUGCGAGACAGAGAAAUAAAAGUAAACAUUUUUGACAUGGCAGGACAUCCGUUCUUCUAUGAGGUGCGUAAUGAGUUCUAUAAAGACUCACAAGGGGUGAUCCUGGUGUACGACGUGGGACUGAGAGAGAGCUUUGAUGCCCUGGACAGCUGGCUCACAGAGAUGAAGCAAGAGAUGGGCUCACAAGCCAACAUGGAAAGCAUUAUUUUUGUUGUGUGUGCGAACAAGGUUGAUUUGACUAAAAGACGUGUGGUGGAUGAGAGUGAAGGCAGACUGUGGGCAGAAAGCAGAGGUUUCCACUACUUUGAGACAUCUGCUCAGAGUGGUGAAGGCAUUAGUGAAAUGUUUCAGGCCUUUUUCUCCUCCAUAACUGAUAUGUGUGAGAAUGGAGGGAAGAAGCCUGCACCAGAGGUGAGCAUAGGCUUCACCAAAGAGCAAGCUGACACCAUUCGACGUAUUCGCAACAGUAAAGACAGCUGGGACAUGCUGGGAGUUAAGCCUGGGGCAACAAGGGAGGAAGUCAACAAGGCAUACAGGAAGCUAGCUGUGCUACUACACCCAGACAAAUGUGUGGCACCAGGCAGUGAGGACGCCUUUAAAGCAGUGGUCAACGCUCGAACAUCCCUGCUCAAGAAUAUCAAGUAGGAGCAUAUGCAAAUAGACACAUCCACAUGCAGAAAAACAUCACUUUACAAGUUAUUCUCCCUCUGCCUUUACCAAAAGAAAGAUCCUACCUGAGAAUCAUAUCAUGCAUUUCCUAUGCCACCUAAACGCUUUCACUGUUUGGUGAAAGUUUUUUUUUUCCCCUUCAAGUUUUUUCUUUUCUUUAACUUUUUGUGCUUAAUAAACAUGCAGUUAAAACCCCAUUUGAAUGCACACUUGUUACUAGAUAUUUAAAUAUUCAUUUUUGGAUUAAAAAGGCAUAAAUACCUCCAAAAUUACCAACUUAACACAGAACUUUGUUUUAUCCAAGAAUAAGAAAUGUCAGAAAACUAUGGUUUAUAUCAGUUCUUCAUCUAAUUAUACAUCAAUGAGUUUCUCUCUGCUAUAAGAGGAUCAUCAUCACGUUGCUGCUAUAACUUCUUCUUCAGGCCUAAUAAGUGAGAAUUACACGAACACAGUAUGUGAAAAUGGACAUAUUACAUUACUUAUUCUCAUAAUGUGGCCUGUAUGUUUGUGCCAGAAGUUGGCACAGGGAUAUGGAGAAGCAAUGUCCUUAUACUGCAUUUACACUGCUCCGGCACGUCAACACCCAUUUAUCCUAUUUGUUUUCAACGGGAAGCAUUGUUUCCGUCAGACACAGCCACUUGGUGCAUGAUGGGUCCUACUUGUCAAGUAUAGGGAAGCACUGAAAAGUUGAGCAGGGCUGAACUUUAUGCAAAUGAAUCCGGCCAAUGCAAUGCAUCUGUCCAAUCAGGAGGCAGCUAGUGUUUGCAUGAUUCAUGUCUGCAGCAAGGUAUGCAACAUUGGUUCCGUUUUUCAAAUGUUGCUACACGGCACAAAAUACCAGCAGUGAGAGCUAAUGUAUAUUUAAACACGACUGUUUACCUCCAAAAUUUUAAAUCCGGUCGGAAAAUGGUUGGUUGCAUGUUAAUAGACUGAAAUACCUGAUGUUGAAUGCAAGUGGUAAUCAGUGACUUAAAUCCUAAUUGGUCUUUAAUGUUUUUAAUUCUAACAAACUGAGGCGGAGAGGAUGCGUUCACGUCCAUCGACACACCAGAGCAGUGCAAAUGCACCAUUGGGGUUGCACCACUUGCCCUCUGUUAGGGCUUAGCUCUAAUGUGUUAGAUAGUGACAACACUAGACCAAGACUUGGUUAUCAUACUUGAUUAUCAUAGAUUGACAGAUACAACAGGAAGACUGCUAGAUCUCAGUCAUUUUUAUGAUUUGCCCCCAGAAUAACCCCAGAGAAAGUUUAGUUUUCCUGCUAAUCUUCUUUAUUUUAUGUCCCUCCUAAUUAUAUUAAAAGACCAUCAUUGCUUUGUCAUCAAAAACAUACAUUUUAGAUCAUUAAUGUUUUUUCUUACUGUAUGAAAACAUCCGAAUCAGCUUUCCUGUUGCAGAACAGUGUGUAAUAUUUAUUAUAAUUUGAGUCAUGGGACAUUUACUGAGUAAAUAUGCUUUUAAAAAUCAUUAAACUGCUGUUCAGAGACAAUCUGAUGAUUGUUUUUGCAGAUAAUGUCAUUUGUUAUGCUUUUUUACUCAUGGGGCAGAUAUUACAAGUUGUGGUGCCAAGUGUGAUUUAUUGUUAUGUUUAUGUAUGAAUGGACAGGCUAAUGAAGCUUUACAAUACACUGUGUUAUAUGUAGAGAUGCUUAAUGCAAAGUCUCUUUGCAUGGAUAGUAUGAUUUGUAACAUGUAACAUUUGUUUACACAGCUAAAAAUUAUAAAGUCACAUCAUUUGUAAUGUCAUAUUUUAAUACAGUAUGGAUUGUGGUUCCUCAGCCAUUAUACUAAGAGGCGAAAGAGUUUUGUUUACACAAACACAUGCAUGUAACAUGAUAAACCUACAAUGGAUUAGUUCUUAGAAUGUUUAGGUUGUUGUAGAGGAUGUGACCAGAGGAAUUUAUUCAUCCAGGAACUGAAUUUCAUCUCCAUGUUUUCAUUGUGGAUAUUUACUAAUAUGUUUAAACUGAGUAAUGUUUUACUAUAGUUUCUUUAAAUGUAAAUUUUCUCUAAAAACGUGCGGGUUGUAGCUUUAAUCGUCAGUUUUAAGAUGGCAAAGAUGUUCAGAAAAGUGUGUAGAUGUGCCAACACUGGUUAUGACAACAAAUGUCAAUUUACAUCUAGGUUAUCACUGUUACACAACUGUGUAUCAUAUCUUGCAUGAUAUUUAAGAACUUGUAUUUUUAUAUGACUUGUGAGAGAUAUAUAAACUAUACUCCUUUGAUGUGAGUGUUCAUGUGCAAUGUAACUGUAAUGAAUAUUUUUACCACAUGUAUUUAUUUGCAUAUACUUACCAUUCAUUUAGUUAAGUAUUCAUUUAUUAUGAGUACUUAUUCUGAAUUUUUAAGCAUUUUGUGGGCAUUGGAUAAUGUAUUGCCUUGUUUGCCCUUUUGGAGUAUUUGUGCUCUUGUUUCUAUUCAGUAUAUUUAGCGUUUUAAUACAAAUGAAGUGUUGGUACCUAUAAAUGGUUGCUAACUUUCUGUGGUAGAACAAAAUCUGAAGUUUAUUAACUAAAUUUGAUUUCCUUAUUGUUUUUGUCUGAAAACAUCUACAGGCCUUUUUCUUUCACUUUCAUUCACUUGACAACUGAUUAGUAAGGAUAUUAAAGUGAAUUAAUAGCAUGGGAGGACGGCAUGCUUAAUCAAAUGUCUUUAAUGAUAUAAAACUGGACAGUGCAAAACUAUAUUGCUUGAGAUGAAAUCUUAUUUCGCUACUCUGUGGGAGAAGGUUUUCAGAACUUGUCUUUUUGCACCACAUUCACUUUUUCCAUUUGAAUUUUAUAAUAAAAGAACAAUUACAAUG